This is a messenger RNA of Lodderomyces theae, 648 nucleotides long. RefSeq names its product phosphatidylglycerophosphatase. Gene Ontology annotation, molecular function: phosphatidylglycerophosphatase activity. Gene Ontology annotation, biological process: cardiolipin biosynthetic process. Gene Ontology annotation, cellular component: mitochondrion. The coding region runs from base 1 to 648 and encodes 215 amino acids. NCBI's taxonomy places the organism in Eukaryota, Fungi, Ascomycota, Pichiomycetes, Serinales, Debaryomycetaceae. The transcript is spliced from 2 exons. The record is from RefSeq and is a predicted model, not a curated record.
AUGGCCCCAUCACUCAAUUUAAGUGCAACUUUGAACAUAUCAAGGUUACUAUACAACCCUGGUUUAUGUCUCCCCCACAUUACAGUCAAAUCAUUUGACCAAUUGACUUUGCCCUUCCAAAUACCCAACCAUCCAAAUGUCAAGAUAAAGGGUGUUGUAUUGGACAAGGACAACUGUUUUGCCAAAGAUCAUGACGACAAGGUGUGGCCAGCGUACGAGACGACUUGGUUGAAACUCAAAUCAAUUUAUCCACGGGAACACAUACUUAUAGUCAGCAACUCGGCUGGGACUGACGACGAUCACGAUCACGCUCAAGCGCAGACUUUAGAGCAAAGCACCGGCGUCAGCGUGCUUCGUCACUCAGUCAAGAAGCCCGGCUGUUUGGAUGAAAUAAAGCAGUAUUUUGCCAAGCAGGAUAUCAAACCUAGUGAAGUGGUUGUUGUUGGAGAUCGUUUAUUUACUGACAUGGUGAUGGCAAAUAUGAUGGGAAGUUGGGGCUGCUGGAUCAGCGAAGGUGUGCAGCUAAGUGACAAAUUGUUUCCUAGAUUGGAGAGGGAUUUGUACCUGAGAUUAGUAUCAAGUAGGAAAGAGAAUCCGUGGACUCCACCAACACCUCAGAGUGCAGAUGAACCCGUGUCAAGAAUAUGA